Aphidius gifuensis is the source of this 840-nucleotide messenger RNA. RefSeq lists its product as uncharacterized. The transcript has 6 exons. NCBI's taxonomy places the organism in Eukaryota, Metazoa, Arthropoda, Insecta, Hymenoptera, Braconidae. Gene Ontology annotation, molecular function: protein binding. The coding region runs from base 79 to 840 and encodes 253 amino acids. The record is from RefSeq and is a predicted model, not a curated record.
UAAAAACAUUAAACAAUCGUUAAAAGUGUUUUAUUUAUUUUUUCGUCUAAUAAUAUUGUGAAGACUGAAGAGGUUAUCAUGGGUAUCACAUCUAGCACACAAAUGAUAAAUCAACAAGUGUUUUAUGAUAAAAUUAAUGACUUAAAUGAUGACUGUCUUGCUGAAAUUUUUAUGAAACUAUCAUUGGAAGAACGAUUAAUCAUUGAAUCAGUAUGUCAAAGAUGGAAAAAUAUCAGUCAAAUAUCAUGGUAUAAUGUAGAAAAAAUGAAUUUACAAAAUCUUGGACUUGAUAAAAAUUAUAUAUCACAAGAUGAUGAUACAAUGUUACGUUAUUUUUUUAAAUCAAUUCAUCUAUUUGAACAUUUUGAUAAUGCAUUUUCAAAUAUGAAAAAUCUUGAAUCAUUGUCAAUUGUUAUUGAGCCAAAUAAUCAAAGUAUACCAUUAACAUUAAUUGAUGCACUUAAUGGAGUUGUUGAUAAAUUGAAAAAGCUAAAAUUUAAAAAUUAUUUAUAUUGUACUAAACCUUGUGGAUCAGAAGAAAUGACUAUUCCUAAUCAACUAGCAUCAAUUAUUAAACAAUCAAAGUCACUUAAUUGUUUGAGCUUAGUUGGUUACGAAUUGAGUGAUGCAAUAAUUGCUGAAAUAUCAAAUAAAAAAAGUUUGACUAAUCUUGUUAUACAUAAAAGACUCAAGUGUAAUAAUGAUAAAAGUAUUUAUCCAAUUUCACGUAUGAAAAAUUUAGAAAUAUUGAGUAUAAGUGGUGCUAAUGAUACAUUUAUAAUUAACUUAUCAAUAAAUUCUAAAAAUUUGAAACAUUUACAUCUAGAUAAUUGUUUUUGA